UGUGGUUGAGCGGAUAACAAUUUAUUUUUUCGUACAAAAUUUUUAAAGUUUCCAAUAAUUAAAUGUGGAUCAGUCGCGAAGAAGUGGUGAACCAAAAAAAAUAUCCUUAAAUUCGACAGUCAUUUCGAAAACUGACCGGCAAAAAAAUUCUAAAUAAAAAAGAGUGGCAAAAAGUAAAACGUUUAAAAGACGAUAAAAUGAACCUUUUUCUUGUACAACUAUUGCAAGUAACAGACGCUGCUUGUUAAUUAACCUAUACAUAUCGAAAUCAAAAGUUGGAAUAUAACCAAUUAUAUGUUUAGUUUAUCCAUCAAACCAUUGUUUUUAUAUUUAUUGUUUCAACGGAAAAAAAAUUAGUGCUUACACGUUAACAAUAUCAGUCUAAUUAGCGAGAAUCAACUCUUUGUAUUCUUCAACAUGUCAUCAUAUUUCUGGUUCUUACUACUACUUACGGUGACAGCAGCAACUAGCGAAUGCCCACAGGAUUGUGUUUGUUCACCGAUCCGCAACCGACAGACACCUUACCACGAUCAUGCAAUAUGCACCACACUAAAUACUAUUAAUGGAACCUAUCCCAAUAUUCAUUCGCUGGACCUGUCUUCGAUCAACAUGGACUCAAUACCGAUCGAACUCAGUUCGCUGCACAAUGUAACACAUCUAGAUCUAUCGAAAAACCAUCUUACCAAACUAACGAAACUGAAUAAUCGAAUUAGAUCGCUGGAUCUAAGUCACAAUCGAUUAACACCUUCGGAAAUUGUAAAAAUUUCGCCGAAAAUUCGAAUUUUAAAUUUAGCCUACAAUCAAAUCACUCGUUUGCCUCUUGAUGUGAUGCACUUCAAGAGCCUGAAAUCGAUAAAUUUGAUUGGAAAUCGAAUUGAUUGUUCCUGUGAAACAUUAACUGUGAGAGACUGGCUGUACCAGAAUAAUGUUUGGAUAGGCAAACAUACACUAUGUGCCAGCCCAUUGGAGGUUAGACACCAGCCAUGGGAUAAAGUUAGUAUAAAGAAAAUGUGUUCAAUUGCUGAACAGAUUAAUGAUGAAAAUAAGAUUGAAUUGCAUCGACGUAGCUCCAGGGAGCUGGAAUUAAGUGAUUUUAUAGCUGAAGAAUUUUUACCUUUUGAAUCGCAUAGUAUUUUAAAAAGACAAGUGCCAAAUGAUGAUAAUUUAAGCAAUAUCGUUGAUGGAUCGGGAAGUGAUGACAUUCCUGAGGAUGUAAAUGAUAUAGUUGAUGUUGGUUCUGGCGAAGGUAGUGGCACAGAUCCGGACAUCGAUAUCGAAGCUAUCGAAAAUAUAUCGCCCGAAGAUUACGAGGAUGAGCCGUACGAGGAGGACGGUUCUGGUAGUGGUUUUGGAUUGUUACCGUUGGACGUAAAUAUUAAGUCAGCCGAAGAAGAAAAUCACACAACUGAGGAACCCGAUGUCGAUGAACCAUUGGGACAGAAACCAAUGGACUUAGAUAUUUUUGAGGGUAUUAAACAGGGUGAUGGAACUACGAUAGGACCUGUAGAAGCAAUAGAACCAAUGGUUCAAAAAGUUAAUCAAGGUGGUGUGGAGAGAGUAGCACCAAUUGCAGUUCAACCGGCAGGAAAUUCUCUGAUCGAGCCAUCUGUUGCAUCUAAUGGUGCUGUGGAAGACGCUAAAAAGGAAGAGGGAAGAAGUACCUACAUUCUGUUAGCUAUCCUUGGUAUACUGUUAGUAUGUCUAAUUGGAUAUGUGAUUGUCAAGCGUCGUAAGAAUAGACGGCGACCGUACGACCACAACGAUGCAGAGAAUAUUCGCGAGAUCGAAAUGCUAGACAUGAAAAAAAAUACGAACGGUCAACACCCCAACGUUGAAAUAGUGCCCCUAAUGCCAAAGAAAGAGCAACCAAAAAUUGAACGGGGAAUGGGCGAUCCAAUUAGGGAAAUAAAUUCCAAUAUUCAGCCAUUACAUGCUACUACCUAUCCCAAAGUUGAUGCUGUUCCCCUCAAACAAAACGAUGUUCCUCACACAACCGAUGCAUUGCCAGAAAACAAUAACAAUUUCACCGAAGUUCAACCGUCACCCACACAAGAUAUUCCAAAAACAGCCGACGAAAUCGAUGAUAAUCCAAACAAUAAACCGACACAAAACGGUCACAACGGUCACCCAUCCGAUGAUGAAGUAUUUUUGCCGGAAGAAGCAACCGUAAAGCGAUACAGUCCAGUAUAUUCGCCGGAAACGGGACGAGUCAAAAUAAAACUAACUGAAACACCGAAACCAAAAACGCCAAUUGUGGUAACGCGAAGUCGAUCGAAUGCUGGAGCGUAUAUUACAACGCCCAAUUUGAAUGUACGCUCAACGUCAGACAACGGUCAGUAAGUGAGUGCGCGGUGCUUUGAUAUAAAAACGUUUACAUCAAAAAAAAACUUUAUUUAUUGAAUUAUCCUCCCUUCAUGUUUAAGAUAAAUUUAGAGUGAGAAUUAAAAUGUAAAUCUUGGAAAUUUAUUGUCAUUAAAAUGUUGUUGAAUUACUUUGAUUUAUGUUAACGUCGUUUGUAAUUUGCAUUUGAAUUUUGAAUGAUGAUGAGACAGUAUAUAAAUGUAAUAAAACCUACACCGGCUAUGUUAUCAGCGGUAAUAAAAGAUUUGUUGUAGA
Messenger RNA from Bradysia coprophila, 2616 nucleotides. RefSeq names its product Leucine rich repeat protein windpipe (gene wdp). Gene Ontology annotation, molecular function: protein binding. NCBI's taxonomy places the organism in Eukaryota, Metazoa, Arthropoda, Insecta, Diptera, Sciaridae. The record is from RefSeq and is a predicted model, not a curated record.